CACCCUCACCUCCAGCCAGCCAACUUCCAAGCACUCCACCUCCCAACACUCGACCCUCUUGACUCUUGACUCUUUAACUCUCUAUCUCACUUUCCCCGAUUACUACUACUACUACAACAACAACAAAAAACAUAAGAAAUACGACCGAGAUCACGAUCGAAGAUAACGCUCAACAUGCUUCCCUGGAAUCCGACUCGCGAACUAGCAGCUCAGACUCAAAACUAUCUACAGGCACUCGGUGGUGGGAAUGCUGCUGGACAAGGAAAUAUUAACAAUAAUAAUAACGAACAUCAGCAGAAUAUCAACAACAACUAUCAGAACAACCAGUUCAACCAUCCACUCUAUAAUCAUAAUAACAACCCAUCCCAACAACCAUUCCAGGCUGGACUACAACAACAAUCUCCUAACCAAUCCCCUCAAUCCUUAAACCCACCUCCACUACAACAACAACAACAGCAACAUUACCAACAACAGCAACAGCAACACCAGCAGCAGCUUCAUCAUCAUCAGCAACAACAACAACAACAACAGUUCCAACAGCAGAAGCAUCAACAGUUUCAGCAACCCCAACCCCAACAACCCCAACAACAACAACAACAACAACAGCAGCAGCAGCAGCAACAACAACAACAACAAGCUCAGCAGCAACCAAACCAUCCCUUACAGCCCAACAUUGGACCUCCUCCUAAUCAAAACCCUUCAGGAAAUAUCACCCUCCCACAGGUCUUACACUACCUCCAAUCAACCCAUCGUACUCAUCUGAGCUUACAGAACAGCUGGGAGAUCGAAAGAGCCGAACUCAGAGCUAGGGUGGCCCUACUCGAAGGCGAAAAGAGAAGCUGGGAGCAAGCCAAGACUGACCUGGCUAGGAGGGUCAGGAUGCUCGAAUGGGCUCUCAAGAUGGAACGGUCCAAGUAUCUCUCACAUAACCAAAACAAGGAAAACACAAACGCAUUCACUAUGGCCCUACCUCCCGGUAAAUUGGCUGCUUUACGUAUGGCUGAGAACGUCCCCUCAGGUUCCGAAUCUCCGGCACGAGCCGAUAGUCCCAAGUAUGAUGAACAAAACGCGGCUUCAACUGCUCCUCGGCCGACUGCACCAGCGGUCACGGUUUCUGACGCCGCCAAUCAAGACCAAUCACCACCUCCUAACCCACCCACUAAUCUACCUGCCCAAAGCUCAACCGCCCCCACGCAUUCGAUCUCGAUCGCCCCACCUCUGCCUGCUGUCGCAGCACAAAACAUGUUCCGAAUGGGAACUAACGGAAAUGGGAAUACCUGGGCAAACGGUAUGACGGGCGCUGGUAUGGCAACGAUGAUGGGUGGCACCGGGAUCGGCUUUGGGACAACAGCCAUGGGCAUCGGUAGGGAUCCUAAAGCAAGGGCUAGGAGUAGAGACUAUCUCAAACAGUGUUUGCAGGAGAUCAACUAUCUCACCUCCAACCCCGUCCUCAAUCCACUCCCCCAACAAUCUGCCUUAAUCCCCGGGAUCGAACGGCCGCGUAAGAUCUUGAACGAAACUCAAGCCGCUCAACAAGGCGGACCAAACCAUCCCAACCAAGCCAAUACUAAUCACUUCCAAGCUGCCUCCAACCUUCAUCAGCCCGGCAACAACCAGCAAGCCAAUCUAUCACCCAACCCGAUCCAUCGACCAUUGAACCAUUCCGGGGCUCCCCAGGAUCAAUCCCAACGAUCGGCCCUCUACCAGGUCUCGACAAUCGAUAAUCAACACCAGCCCAAUGUCUCAUCAUUCGCCCAACAUUCUGGGGCUCCUCCCCCGGGAUCUAACGUCCAUCCGACGAACUCAGCCGUGCCUGGUGCACCAGUCAUGACUCGCGCUCGCAGCUCCUCACGGCCUCUCUUGAUCACACCGAUGAACACUGACGGCAAUGGAUCUGGGAUCCCAGCAAACUCUUCCAACGCCCCUUCGCACCCCUUAACCAUCGCUAAUCUUCCCCUCCUCUCUGCCGCCGAGCAAUCCCUACUCGGCUCGAACUCCUCGACCUCGACCGGUAGUCAAGAUGGUGAAUCGCAAACCAACAAGAUGCACAAUAACCCGAACGGGAUCGGGCCCAAUGGAAUCUCGGAGACCCACACAGAUCCUGCAGAGAACUCUGCCCCGGACCAGACGAUGUUCAGAGCCGGUGGUGGAGAUGGUCGACUAUCCCCACUGGUAAUGCAUGAGCGGGGCGAGGGUAGCGGUGAAUCUGAGGAUGGAAAUGUGUCUGUAUUCGAUGAUACCGACGACUCCCGACUGACGGCGAUCUACCGUCCAGAGUCGUCAGAGUCCUGGAAGGAACAGCUUCGCUUGGCCGGCGAGAAGGAGAAGAUCCGGAUGAGCAGAAAAGAACAAGAGCGGGAGCCCUCCAAACCCGGUCCUCACAUGACUCUGGAUAACCAUCCUAUCAAACCCGACGAUGAACUCGCUGGCUUGACUUUACAUGAUCAUCAUGAUCCUGCCCAUCCUAGUACUGGGCCCAAUAAUUUAGCCUCAUCUGCCACUGCCUCCGCUCCUAAUCCUGCUGGAGGACCUGCUCCCGACGGGAAGAACUCUUCCACCGCUGGCUCGGUCGUUCAGAAAGGUUUUGAUAGUUACAAAGUGUGGAAACCUAAAAGGACACUAAGAUCACAUCUGGAUGCUGCACGAUGUAUUGCGUUCGAUCGGUAUGGACUGGCUAUUGUCUCUGGAAGCGAUGACUGUACGGUGAAAUUGUGGCGAUUGAAUCCGGCCUCGAUAGCCAACCCGAGUCCGUCGAGUUGGCCAGAGACGGAGCCGCAGAUAACCUAUCGAGGACAUUCAGCGACGAUCACCAGUGUCGCCAUUUCCUCAUCGCCGCCACGGAUCUACUCUGCCUCGUUAGAUUCGGUCGUCUCGGUGUGGUCGCUGCCGCCGCCUGAGCACGAGACGUAUGCGCCGUACGAUCCGCGCUCAUUGUUGGCAAGUUUUGUAGGCCACACCGAUGCGAUCUGGGAUAUGGUCCUGCUACCGCUUCGGCUCCGUGACGAGGCGCUGUUGGCAACGGUCAGUGCGGACGGGACGGUGAAGGUCUGGAGCACCGACGAACUCAACUCGCCGCUGAAAUUGAGCUGGGGAUACGACGGCUUGAUCGAUGAGGAUCUUCCUCAGGCUUCGCAACCCACCCCGUCUAACGAACUCACCGUCAUCGGUGCUAAUGGCUCCCCAGUUAAGGUCACCCCUACUAGCGUCGCAGUCGUUUGGUCUGACCUCAAAAAAGUCGCGGUCUCGUACUCGAAUUCGGUCAUCAAAUUGUUCGAACUCGAGAAUGGUAAAGUCUCUCUGAGGUUGAAAAGCGACGAAACCUUUGAUGGGACGACGGCUACUCAGAUCAAUAAGAUCGUCACUCAUCCUACUCUACCUCUGCUGAUCAGUGCACAUGAAGAUAGAUUUAUACGACUGUAUGAUUUGAACACAGGAGCAUGUACGCAUUCGAUGCUAGGCCAUCUAGAUUCGGUGACCUCAUUAUCGAUCGACCCGACGGGCCUGAUCCUAGUCUCGGGUGGGCACGACUGUUCGAUCCGCUUCUGGGACCUGACGGGCUCCCGGACCUGUCUGCAAGAGAUCUCGUCGCAUCGAUACAAGUCCAACCAGGAAGGCGUGCUUGACGUCAAGUUCCAUCCUUCCUCUAAUCUCUCCUCCUCUUCCUCCCUGCUUCCCACCCAUCUUAAUCAUCCCGGUAACCUCCAUUCUGCUGCCGCUGCUGCUUCUUCCUUUAACCCGUUCCAUUCGCUUAAGUUCGUUGCUAGCUCCGGCGCUGAUGGAACUAUUAAAAUCUUCGGUUGAUCUCUAUUUCUUCUCUCUCUCUAUCUCAACCAUUCCUGUUUUUUACCCUACUUCUUCGUUGUCUCUCUCUCUACUUUUCCUAUCUAUCUCCCUUCUGAUCUUUUAUCCUUCUCCUCCUCUCCUUCUUAGAUUUCUUUUCUUCUUUUUUUUUCCUCAUAUCUACUGAUGAUGAUGAUGAUGUUCACUUCUUCUUUUUUUGUUUCAUGAUAAACAAUAAUUUCUCAUGUUGGAUUUGAUUUGAUUUCUUAUUCUUUUAUACAUAUAUAUAUAUAUAAAGAUGUGUCUCUAUUUGUGUCAGGACAUAUCCAUCCAUACAUCUAUAUACAUCCAUACAUUUAUAUGAAAUUCAUAUGCAUACGAUUUUGUUUUCUUUCACUUGGCCUUCUUUUUUUUUUUUUCUUCUUCUUCUUC
This is a messenger RNA of Puccinia graminis f. sp. tritici CRL 75-36-700-3, 4212 nucleotides long. RefSeq lists its product as uncharacterized. The transcript has 8 exons. Gene Ontology annotation, molecular function: protein binding. The coding region runs from base 175 to 3801 and encodes 1208 amino acids. The record is from RefSeq and is a predicted model, not a curated record. Lineage: Eukaryota; Fungi; Basidiomycota; Pucciniomycetes; Pucciniales; Pucciniaceae.